GGUCACCAGAAGAUCGGUUCGCCGCUUGUUUCCUGUUGCAGCAAGGAGAGCGGCGGCGUCGAGGCAGACAGGGACGACUUAACACCUCCACAAAUUCCACUAUACAAUGAAACUAUCAGCAAUAUUACCCUUUCUCUGUGACCGCAUCAUCUGCAUUACACUGCUGGUGAUGGGCCUUUCCACUCCUGGACAAGCAGAAAUCACCAGUCUGGACUCGGGCAACAUUGAUGACGUCCUAAACAAUGCCGGGGUGUCCUUAGUAAACUUUUAUGCAGACUGGUGCAGAUUUAGUCAGAUGCUCCAUCCCAUAUUUGAGGAGGCGUCUAACAUCGUGAGGGAGGAGUUUCCCGACACCAAGCAGGUGGUGUUUGCACGCGUGGACUGUGAUCAACAUUCGGCCAUAGCCCAGCGCUACCGCAUCACCAAGUACCCCACGCUGAAGCUGUUCCGCAACGGCAUGAUGAUGAAGAGGGAGUACAGAGGUCAGAGGUCGGUGGCGGCGAUCGCUGACUUCAUACGCCAGCAGCAGGUGGACCCCGUGAAAGAGAUUCACUCGCUGGAGGAGCUGAAAGCUGUGGAUAGAAGCAAAAGGAACAUCAUAGGUUACUUUGAAAAAAAGGACUCGGACAACUACCACUCUUACGAAAAAGUUGCCAACAUCCUUCGAGAUGACUGCGUCUUCAUGGCUGCAUUUGGUUCGGCGUCCGAGUCGGAGCGCUUCAGCGGCGACAACGUCAUCUACAAGCCGAUGGGUGAAAGCGUCCCCGACAUGGUCUACCUCGGCUCCCUCACCAACUUUGACCUGACCUACGCUUGGGCCCAGGACAAGUGUGUGCCUCUGGUCAGGGAGAUCACUUUUGAAAACGGAGAGGAGCUCACUGAGGAGGGCAUCCCGUUCCUCAUCUUGUUCCAUCUCAAGGAAGACAACGAGAGCUUAGAAAAGUUUCAGCAUGAAGUGGCUCGUCAGCUCAUCAGCGAGAAAGGGUCGAUCAACUUCCUGCACGCGGACUGCGACAAGUUCCGCCAUCCUCUCCUCCACAUCCAGAAGACUCCGGCCGACUGUCCCGUUAUCGCCAUCGACUCAUUCAGGCACAUGUAUGUGUUUCCUGACUUCAGGGACAUCAAUGUUCCUGGCAAGCUGAGACAGUUUGUGUUGGACCUUCACUCCGGCAAGCUGCACAGAGAGUUCCACCAUGGCCCUGACCCCACGGACAGCACGCCCGGACAGGAGGAGUCGGACGUGGCCAGCAGCCCCCCCGGGAGCUCCUUCCAGAAACUGGCGCCCAGCGAGACCCGCUACACCAUCCUCAGACGGGACCGCGACGAGCUGUGACCCCAGCGUCGUCUUUCCAAGUCACCCCUUUGACUCGACGCCGCACCUCGGUGGGGGGUGGGUAGGGUGGGACGCCGGGGUGGGGUGGGUGGGACUCGGGUCGGGACAGGCCAAGCGGGACGGAUCAGCAACACCCAACACCCUUACUGAAGAGACAGAGAUGAAGAAGAACUGGAGAAGAAAAGAGUCCAUGUUGGAAGAACCUAUAUUUUCUUAAACAUUUUUAUUUGGGAUUUUGAGGGAGGGGAAGAGGUUCAAAUAGUCGUUUUACUUUUUUUUUCUUGAGCUUGUACAUAUGUUCCAUGGCAUUUGUUGAUCUAAAUUAAAUGCAUUUUUUCUUUAUUAUUA
Messenger RNA from Dunckerocampus dactyliophorus (ringed pipefish), 1681 nucleotides. RefSeq names its product endoplasmic reticulum protein 44 (gene erp44). The transcript is spliced from 11 exons. The coding region runs from base 107 to 1333 and encodes 408 amino acids. NCBI's taxonomy places the organism in Eukaryota, Metazoa, Chordata, Actinopteri, Syngnathiformes, Syngnathidae. The record is from RefSeq and is a predicted model, not a curated record.